Messenger RNA from Effrenium voratum, 860 nucleotides. The record is from the annotation of a GenBank genome assembly. Lineage: Eukaryota; Dinophyceae; Suessiales; Symbiodiniaceae.
AGCAGUAAGCGUAUCACCGUGACCAAGAGGCCAUGCCGGUGUUUCAGGUGCAGCCAAUCGCUGCAUCGCUUCCUGUGGAGGUGGAGGUGGCAGGUGGCACCAUUGCUGACUUGAAAGCUGCCCUGGCCAACAAGACUGGGGUGAAGGAAGACGAGCAAAGACUCGUCACUCGUGGAAGACUGCUGGAGGAUUCCACGCUUCUCGAGUCGGUGGAUGGCCGCAUUUUUCUGGCGCGAGCUUCGUGUGUGUCCUUUGAACCUGUGGAGCCAAAGGAUGAGAUCCAGCUAAGACUGAAGACCAUCGGAGGCAUGCAGAAUGAGUUGCGACUCACCGUGAAACGCAGUCUUCCUGCCAGAGAGUUCAAGCAGCAGGCGUUGCUGCGACUCGGCAAGCCUGCAGAAAUUGGCUACAAGUUUGUGGCUUCGGGCCAGCUGAUGAGCUCAGAGGCUACCCUUGCAGAGCUUGGCCUGCAAGAUGGCGACGUUGUUGUGGUGGUGGCGCCCCGCGCACCCUUCCAUGUCCGCGUCGCUCGGCAAGUCCGCUUUGCGAUUUGCUGGCUGCUUGGAGGUCUUUGGAGCCUUCUCAAGGCGGUUGUUUGCGCCUUGGGCGUGCUGCCGGGGACGAUGCUGCGCUGGCUCAUCAACGCAUGGUACGACCCAUGGAGUUUGGUGCGGCCGACGAGCCCCGAGGAAGUGCUCGAUGGCUUCGCUGGCCAGGUGAGAGGUCGACGCAUUCAAACACUCGGCUUCUCCCCACAGAUGCUGCGCUACGCGCCCGGCCAGAACCCACGCGGGGAGGAUCUUACAGUCCUUCUGUCACAAGGCCUCAUCGGCAUGUAAGCUUCGUUGUGCCGCCUAGCC